Molecule: messenger RNA, 1140 nt
Organism: Ostreobium quekettii
Lineage: Eukaryota; Viridiplantae; Chlorophyta; Ulvophyceae; Bryopsidales; Ostreobiaceae
Source: the annotation of a GenBank genome assembly
AUGGCAGCCAGCCAGCACGUCAGCCUCCCGCGCGGCAAGGCCCCGACCCCCUGCCCCAGGGCGCCAGUCCGGGUCCUGUGCGUGGGCCAGCCGCAGUUGGUGCCCAUUGGUGUGCGGGGCAAGGCGGCGCGAAGGGACUCCGUGGCUUGCCAGGCUGUCGCCGUGCCAGCGGUCGAGAUGAACAUCGCCAAGGACAUCACGGAGCUGAUCGGGAAUACCCCUAUGGUCUACCUCAACAAAGUUACGGAGGGCUGUGUGGCAAGGGUGGCAGCCAAGAUGGAGACUAUGGAGCCCUGCUGCAGUGUGAAGGACAGGAUAGGCUUCAGCAUGAUUUCCAACGCUGAAAGCAAGGGAGAUAUUGUCCCUGGCAAAACGACCCUAAUUGAGCCUACAAGUGGCAACACUGGGAUUGCUUUGGCAUUUAUUGCUGCUGCAAAGGGCUACAAGUUGGUACUGACCAUGCCUGCAUCCAUGUCUCUUGAACGUCGCAUCUUGUUGCGAGCUUUUGGAGCGGAGCUCGUGCUUACCGAUCCUGCAAAGGGAAUGAAGGGUGCCAUCAUGAAGGCAGAGGAGAUCGCAAAGAACACCCCUGAUUCGUUCAUCCUGCAGCAGUUCGAGAAUGCUGCAAACCCGAAAAUCCACUAUGAGACGACUGGUCCUGAGAUCUGGAAGCAGACUGAAGGGAAAAUCGACGUCCUUGUUUCUGGGAUUGGCACCGGGGGAACCAUCACUGGAUCUGGACGAUUCCUCAAGGAACAGAACAAGGACAUACAUAUUGUUGCUGUGGAGCCAACCGAAUCGCCCAUCUUGUCUGGCGGUAAACCUGGACCCCACAAGAUUCAGGGCAUUGGAGCUGGAUUUGUGCCUGGGAUUCUCGACACGGACAUCUAUGACGAGGUUCUUCAGGUGUCUGGGGAGGAGUCGAUCGAGAUGGCGCGUCGCAUGGCCCUCGAGGAAGGCCUGCUCGUUGGCAUCUCCUCUGGCGCGGCGGUCGUUGCAGCCAUCCGCCUAGCAAAGAGGGAGGAGUUUGCUGGCAAGCUCAUCGUCCCCGUCCUGCCCAGCUUCGGCGAGCGCUAUCUGUCGUCUCCACUGUUCCAGGAGCUCCGUGCAGAUGCAGAGAAGAUGACGUUCGCGAGCUGA